This is a messenger RNA of Racocetra fulgida, 421 nucleotides long. The record is from the annotation of a GenBank genome assembly. NCBI's taxonomy places the organism in Eukaryota, Fungi, Glomeromycota, Glomeromycetes, Diversisporales, Gigasporaceae.
UAAUGCAAUAUGUUCAUCAGGUGUAGAUGGAAUUCGAUUUGGCAAGCAUGAUAACCCUUCAUUGAACACAAGUUGGGUUGCUGUCUUGGUCUGCGGAACAUUAUGUGGUUGUGGUGGUGGUUUGCUGGAGUCUGCUUUUCAACUUGCUUCACCAAAAUGGACAUUUUCUACUCCUUCAGCUUUUUCAAAUCCUACUUAUGAUAUGAAGAUGUGUUUUAUUACCGCUUUGCUUUAUUCCUUAACAACUUCGGAUAUUCAAAUUUCAGUAAUGUCUUUUACUCCAAUUUUAGACAUUGAUCAAGGAAGAGCUCUCGCGAUCCUCGGCUUUGUAGGACUUAAUUUGGUUAAAUUGAAAGAUCCUACACGUAUUAAAUAUUUGCAAGAUACAAAAAGUGUUGAAAACAAAGAUAAAACACAAUAA